This is a messenger RNA of Necator americanus (New World hookworm), 774 nucleotides long. RefSeq lists its product as uncharacterized. The coding region runs from base 1 to 774 and encodes 257 amino acids. The record is from RefSeq and is a predicted model, not a curated record. The transcript has a single exon. NCBI's taxonomy places the organism in Eukaryota, Metazoa, Nematoda, Chromadorea, Rhabditida, Ancylostomatidae. Gene Ontology annotation, biological process: regulation of transcription by RNA polymerase II.
AUGUCGACUACUGUGAGAGCUCCACGAGAAAGACAGUUCCAAGUUGUCCCUGUGCCAGGAGUUUUCACUCGAGGUCGAUGGAAAUGUCGUGAUUACCGUGAAGAUGAUCACUCUGAUCGUGAUCACAUACUCGAUUUCACUGAUAUCCGUGAACGGGAAACCACAGGAGAUACAGUCAACGCAGCCGAAAAAGCUCCUUCGAAUGAAAGGACUGCAGAGUCAAAAUCUAGUCACGAUGUGAAGGAAUCGUCAACAAUUGUUGUGACUUCCAUAGCACCUGCACAGACAACUCCUCAGCGUGUGAACACUCCUCGUGAAGCAGAGCGUGCUAUGAGAGAUCUUGAAAGGGGGCAUCCUGGGAGGAUCUUUUCAUUGGAUAGUGAGGCAAUCGCUCCUGUUCAGCGUAAGACAUCUGCGCAAGUGGCUGAGGGGAGCACUUCGCCGGUUGACGAAGAACAUCCACCUCCUGCAAAUGGUGCAGUCGUGCCAACACCGAACGUGGUUGCAAUCGAUAACAAGAUAGAGCAGGCCAUGGAUUUGGUAAAAACACACCUCACAUUUGCUGUUCGCGAAGAAGUCGAGGUGUUACGGCAAACCAUUGUCGAAUUGGAGCAGCGAGUAGCUUCUUUGGAAAGCGAGAAUCAAUUGCUGCGACAGUAUGCACCUGCGGAUGUCUUGGCGAACAUUGCCAGUUUGGUUCAGCAACGAAAAAUUGCAAGUUCCGCUGCAUCGGCAGGUCAGAAUACGCCUGUCGCUGCUCCUCCGAAGAAAUAA